Molecule: messenger RNA, 851 nt
Organism: Linepithema humile (Argentine ant)
Lineage: Eukaryota; Metazoa; Arthropoda; Insecta; Hymenoptera; Formicidae
Product: histone H3.3A
Cellular component (GO): nucleosome; nucleus
Molecular function (GO): protein heterodimerization activity; DNA binding; structural constituent of chromatin
Source: RefSeq, a predicted model, not a curated record
UGCUGGCCGGCUGGUGCUUGCAUCGCUGCUCAGAUCUUUAAAUUGGCAUGUUCCUGUUUGAGGAUCACGAGUAGCUUGUGUACGUUCGCGCUGAGAAGCUCGUUGCAGAUCGAAGAAGCUUGUAAAAGGCGUUGCUCAUUAAAUAAGGUGAAUAAUCAGCCAUGGCACGUACCAAGCAAACGGCUCGAAAGUCUACCGGUGGUAAGGCACCCAGGAAGCAGCUCGCUACCAAAGCGGCGCGUAAAAGCGCGCCGUCCACUGGUGGCGUUAAAAAACCGCAUCGCUAUAGACCUGGUACUGUAGCUCUCAGAGAAAUUCGAAGAUACCAAAAGUCGACGGAGUUGUUGAUCAGGAAAUUACCUUUCCAACGUUUGGUGCGUGAAAUUGCCCAAGACUUCAAGACCGAUCUGCGUUUCCAGAGCGCAGCUAUUGGAGCUUUGCAAGAAGCGUCGGAAGCUUACCUGGUUGGUCUGUUUGAAGAUACAAACUUGUGCGCUAUUCAUGCGAAACGCGUCACUAUCAUGCCAAAAGAUAUUCAGUUGGCACGACGAAUUCGUGGCGAGCGUGCUUAAAUUUCAUGCAAUAACAUCAGUUUUUCUCAUUUUAUUAUCAUUUGGAUAUUGUAUGUUUUUGAACAGUCUAAAAGCUUAACUUUCUUCCAUGUAUAUUUACUAUAGUUGAUACACUGCCAACUGCUGUAAUAGAUGCCAGAACAGAAAUGAUGAAUGUGUUUCUGUUGUGCUCCAUAAUUUAACGAGGCACAAUCAUGAUAUACACUGAUAAAAAUGUAGACAAAAAAAAAUGAUGUAUUUUUUGUUUUUAAGAAGAAAAUUAAAUCAUUGCAAAAUCAA